Messenger RNA from Quercus robur (English oak), 3703 nucleotides. RefSeq names its product pentatricopeptide repeat-containing protein At4g21065-like. The record is from RefSeq and is a predicted model, not a curated record. The transcript is spliced from 3 exons. Gene Ontology annotation, biological process: RNA modification. NCBI's taxonomy places the organism in Eukaryota, Viridiplantae, Streptophyta, Magnoliopsida, Fagales, Fagaceae. The coding region runs from base 293 to 2221 and encodes 642 amino acids. Gene Ontology annotation, molecular function: protein binding; RNA binding; zinc ion binding.
GAAUAGUUAUUGCGGACUUCGGGAGCAUUGCUCCCUUUUCUCACAUGAUGGGUGGGCCAAUGGUGGGUGGAGGGAGCAAUGCUCCCGGACUACCGAUAAAUGUCACCAGUACAUUGUACUUUUGAGGGCUGAACGCAUCUACAAUAUUCAAGCACCUUGAGCCUUUCCCGCCACUAGCCGUUAAAUUCCAAGACCACCUUAUUCAAAACCCUCCCCUACAUGAUUUUUCUUAAUUGUAUUUGUCAUUCUUUAAUCUCCAUCUUCUUCUUCUUCUUCUUCUUCAAACAAUCAAAUGACACUUCAGUCAAUAACAAAGCAAAAGAGAACCUCUCCUUUCUCAUCUUCCCUCCACUCUCUUCUCAACCCCAACGCGUUCACCCAAUGCCCAUUUCACGCAAUUCCCUCACCAACCCCUCAACUAAACACUAACUCCAAACCCCAACAAACUUUUUAUCCAUUAUCCAAGCUUCGUGCCUUGCCCACCCAUCAGUCACCCUCUUCUUACUAUGGCUCUCUCCUCCAAUCCUGUAUUGCCCGGAAAGCGAUCAAGCCCGGAAAACAACUUCAUGCCCACCUAUACCACAUGGGUCUCGGGUUUGAUUUAUUUCUAGCUACUAAGCUUGUUAAUUUCUACAGCGUUUGUGACUCUUUACGUAAUGCACACCUCUUGUUUGAUAGAAUUCCUAAGAGUAAUUUAUUUCUUUGGAAUGUUUUGAUUCGGGGAUACGCAUGGAAUGGGCCGUAUGAGGCGGCAAUUUCUCUCUAUCACCAAAUGCUUGAACAUGGGCUUGCGCCCGAUAAUUUUACCUUUCCGUUUGUGCUCAAGGCCUGCUCAGCACUUUCUGCCAUUGAAGAGGGGAGGAACAUUCAUGAACAUGCAAUACGGACUGGGUGGGGGAAGGAUGUUUUUGUGGGUGCGGCUUUAAUUGACAUGUAUGCAAAGUGUGGUUGUGUGGGGAGUGCUCGCAAAGUGUUCGAUAAAAUUGAAGAAAGAGAUGCUGUGUUAUGGAACUCUAUGCUUGCUGCUUAUUCACAAAAUGGGCAUCCUGAUGAGUCACUCACUCUAUGUAGUGAAAUGGCAUUAGCGGGUCUAAGACCCACAGAGGCAACCCUUGUGACAGUGAUAUCAGCUUCAGCUGACAUUGCGGCUCUUCCUCAAGGGAAGGAGCUUCACGGGUUUAGUUGGAGGCAUGGAUUUGAGUCCAAUGACAAGGUAAAGACUGCACUGGUAGAUAUGUAUGCCAAAUGUGGUUCUGUGAAGGUUGCUAGGAAUUUGUUUGAACGGCUUAAGGAGAAAAGAGUUGUCUCUUGGAAUGCCAUAAUUACUGGGUAUGCAAUGCAUGGUCAUGCUACUGAAGCAUUGGAUUUAUUUGAGGAGAUGAAGGAAAAAUCUCUCCCUGAUCACAUAACUUUUGUGGGUGUUCUAGCAGCUUGCAGCCAUGGGGGUUUGCUUGAUGAAGGCUGGAUGUUUUUUGAAUCAAUGGUGAGAGAUUACCGCAUAGUUCCUACAAUUCAGCACUAUACAUGCAUGGUUGAUCUCCUUGGCCACUGUGGUAGAUUAGAUGAGGCUUACAAUCUUAUAAUGCAAAUGAGAGCAAUGCCAGAUUCUGGAGUGUGGGGUGCUCUGCUGAAUUCAUGCAAAAUCCAUGGAAAUGUAGAGUUGGGUGAAGUUGCAUUAGAGAAAUUGAUUGAGCUUGAUCCUGAUGAUUCUGGCAAUUAUGUGAUUUUAUCAAACAUCUAUGCUCAAGCAGGAAAAUGGGAAGGAGUUGCAAGGCUGAGAAAAUUAAUGAUAGAUAGGGGAAUAAAGAAAGGCACUGCUUAUAGCUGGAUUGAAGUGAAAAAUAAAGUUUAUGCAUUCCUUUCUGGAGAUACUUCUCAUCCUGAUUCUGAUGCAAUAUAUGCAGAACUGAAGAGGCUGGAAGGACGAAUGAAAGAAGCUGGCUAUGUCCCAGAUACUGGAUCAGUUUUCCAUGACGUGGAGGAUGAUGAGAAGACUAAUAUGGUUUGCAGUCACAGUGAAAGGUUAGCAAUUGCAUUUGGACUCAUUUCUACUCCUCCUGGAACUAGGCUUUUGAUAACCAAGAAUCUCCGAGUAUGUGAAGAUUGUCAUGUUGCAAUAAAGUUCAUCUCAAAGAUCACAGAGAGGGAAAUCACUGUCAGAGACGUUAAUCGCUACCAUCAUUUUGAAGAUGGGAUAUGCUCUUGUGGUGAUUACUGGUAAAUGGAAUGAGGAGAAAUUAGAAAAUUUUGGGUUUCAAGGUAUAUAUACCAACAUGGGCUAUUUGCUUGAAGGAGAUGAUGAAGAAUUGUAGAAUGAAUCUGAGUGGAGGAUAAUAUAUACAUGCUUACCAAAGGAAGUACAUCUUGUUAUUUGAAUUUUUUAAACACAUCAGGAAUCUUGUAAAAGUCGAAGAUUUAUGUCUAUGUGAAAAACAUGAACGGCGGAAUAUUAAGUAGUUCAUACUAUCAAGUAGAUUGGGUUUUGUAGAAAGGAAGGCACAAUCUGAUACCAGACAAAAUGCAACAUUGUGUUUCUUUAGGCAUUAAUAUCAAAGAUUGGGUAAAAGAGGCAGGUUGUCUAAUAAUUAUUGAGGCAGUGGAAGUGGCAAGUAGUACCCAAUGGUAAGACCACACCAUUAUUUAAAAUAUCUGAGGAAUUACACUUUUGGGAGACAAAUGAAGUUUCUGAUUCUGUGGCAGUAUGGGGCACGGGCUGCAUGUCAUCAGCUGUUUGCAAGUUAAGAAAAAUUGUUAAGAUGUUUGAACUAGUGGGAGUUUGUUGUUGCCUCAGUUUCUCUUAUAACUCUCUCUAUCCACUCCAAAUAAUAUAGUUUUGGGUUUCAUGCACCAAAAUAUCUUGGUCUGAUUUGGACAAAUUUGUUCUCAAAAUGUAAUGAUGUCUCUGAAAUGGUAAGAUGCAAUGGCCAUCUAAAGCGGAGGAGGGAGAGCUGUUGCACAUGUUUCUGGAAUAACAAUAUUUAGCAAUUUAACAUCAUUUCACAAGAACACUUGGCUUUGGUUUGUGGUCCAUGAAUGAUUGAAGCUCUAAGCAAUGGGACCCACUUUUGUAAUGUAUUAUUUACUUGGAAGAGAACAACCAGAAUGAAACCAAGGCAGGGAAUUUACUUUGUGCCACUCCUAUCAGCAGGUUGUUGGCAGUAACUGCAAUUUCCAGACCAUGCUUAAUGUAGGAUGCCGUUGCAACUCUUUCCUGUUUGCUGAUGCUUCAGUUCUGGCUUUCUAAAAUCCUGCUGCUGACAUUUUUGCAUUGUCAAUUAGCUUCGAUGGGAAGCAAUUUGUUCCUGCAAUGUAAUAGAACCUAUAAGAGCCAGGUCAUGGAGAAGAGCAGAGUAUUAAAGUUUUAUAAGCGCAAUGGCUAGCAGAGGUGAUGCUAGUCUAGAGAGACAGUAGAACACUCUUGGUCUACUUUCCAAUUUUGAUGCAGAACACAAUCCUAAGUCUUGCACCAGAGAGAGAAAAAGUGUGAGAAGUGGGAUGCUAAUGCCAUUUGAGAAAAUACAAAGAAAUACUUUUAGCAACUCCUCUUGUUUGGUUCUUUGAGAAAAUACAAAUAAAUCACUACAAUCAUCUGCCACCCAAGACAAAAAUGAAUUAUGUAUGAAAGACUUUGUUGAAGCUUUCUAAAAGGAUAGAUUUUCAAUAUUGGAUAGCUUUCCAUGUGAAAAAUUACUUGGUUGAAGUA